Messenger RNA from Ostertagia ostertagi, 435 nucleotides. The record is from the annotation of a GenBank genome assembly. NCBI's taxonomy places the organism in Eukaryota, Metazoa, Nematoda, Chromadorea, Rhabditida, Trichostrongylidae.
AUGACGGACGAGCCGAUAAAGAAGAAACAGCGUCGUCUGAAGGCGAACGGUCGUGAACGUCAACGUAUGCAUGGAUUGAACGAUGCGCUCGACGUGCUUAGACAGGAACUAUAUCUUGGCACUCAGCGAAUUCUUGAGACAGGACGUCAACCUAGUCCACUCGAAUACGCUCACCAGCUGUCCAUUGGCCUGAGUCAGACUACUACAAAUAUGCUUGCCAACCUUCUUACAGGUGUGGUUUCUUCAGAACCUUAUAAAUUACCGGUCCAACCUCGUCUCCUUCUGGUUCCCUCAUCCCCAGGAGCAAUGAGUCACUCAUCGCCGACAGCCGGUCCUGCUUAUCCUCAGCCGUUACCGUAUGACUACAGUGGCGGCUCAGAUAGCAGUUUCGACAGUUCCACCAGUUGCUAUCGGUAUAAUCCCUACAUGGGCUGA